CAGUGAGUGAGGCCCGGGCUGCCGGAUCUGUUAAUAGACAGGAUCAGUCUCCCCGAGUCGUGAUGAAAAUCUGCCCAUCGUAUGUUUUACUAUAAGGAUUCCUAGUUAAUGUAUAUUUAUGUAGAUUGGGGGGGGGGGGCAUAGAGACUCUCAUGUUUAUUGCCUCUCCCUGGGGCAACCUAUGGACCUGACUCAAAGGUGGAACUGAGACUGGAUUUGCUCUGUGCCCCCAGCUGUUCCCGAGGCCUCGGCCAACUGCAACUCCCAGUAACAUCCCAUUCGCUAUGAGUUGGACUGGAGAGAGAACAAAGCAAUACCCCCCGGGGCCCUAAUGAACUGACAGCGGAGGAGCCCCCCAAUAGGGAUGCAGGAGAAACUGGGAAUCGGCCUGAAUCCCCCCGUCCUGUUCUGCUUAUUACUGGUCUCUGUCUCACUGCCGGGAACUGACCCAGUGGGAGUGAAAGUGAGCGACUCGCCAGUGAAAGUACUGAGGGACCAGGAUGGGUUUAUCCCAUGUACAAUCACUGGAUACAGCAGCGCAGAACUGGACCUACAGCGCCUCUCUGUCCAUUGGACCCUGGGAUCCGGCCCAGUUUAUAUGUAUGACAGAGGCUCCCACAACCCCAUCAGGCCGGGAUCAGAACUAGACGUUCGGCUGAUUAAAGGCAACGCUGGGCUUUCCCUGGCGCAGGUACAAGUCACUGAUGAGGGAGAAUAUACCUGCACUGUUACCUACGAUAAUGAGCAGGCAGAGGGGAGAUCUGCUCUGGAGGUGGCAGUUAAACCCAGUGCCAGCCUGGUGCCCCCCAACGUUAUUAUAGAGGAAGGAACAGAGAGGGGGGUUACAUGCCGAGCCAGUAAUUAUUACCCAGAAACAAUAAAGUUCCAGUGGAUAAAACAACUCAGUGACGGUGAACAUGUUGUGCUGCACCGAGGAGUCUCCACCAAUGAGCCGCUAGAGAAUGGGGACGGAACCUUCAGUGCAACCAGUCAGCUGCUGUUAAAGCCUUCUAUGGGGGAUGAUGGGGGAAAGUAUUCCUGUGUCAUAUCCCACAGAUCCCUGGGAGACUCUCUGGUUCUGGAUUUCACUCUCUCUGUAAAGGUUUCACAUCUAAAAAUUCUGGGCGCUGUACUUGGAACCCUCGCUGCUCUGAUACUCGCCUCUUGUAUCUGGGGCUACAUCAUAUUUUUGAAAAAAGAACCCCCCAGACUUUCAGAGAUUACCGGAGCGGAAUAUUUGGUCCAUAUGGACAAGGCGACUCUCUCCUGCCAGAUCUCUGGUUACCGACCAAAGACCAUAGACAUUCGUGUGUAUUUGAGAAGGAAAGAGGGGGAAGAGAUGGAAAUUUACCCCAGGAAAUCUGAGCCACAAACUGGUUCCUCUGCCCCACGGAACCAUGGGAACAAUUCAGCCGAGAUGGAUCAGUUGCUGCACAAAGGGGACGUCGAUAACUUGCCCUCAACACUGAGGCCGCUGAAAAUCAAUGUAUUUCCUGAUAUAAAAUCAAGUAAAAGGGGUAUUUUCAACUGUCAGUGCACAAUCCGUAUAACCCCCGACAUAGAGGAAGAUGAUGGGGCAGAACUGACUGUGAGGGUCACUCACUCUGCCCUGAAGGGCCCCAUCUCUGUGUCCUGUCGGCUGAAGGUGAGGAAAGAGACAAUGUUACUGGUGAUGGAUGAGGAUUAUACAGUGAGAGUCGGCCCCCCGCCCCGGGACCCUACAGAUAACUUCCACGCGAGGGCAAUAACUCUGGGGAGACUUGAUGGCUUCAAUGUCAUUGUUGCCCUGAGUCCUACUGGGAAACUCUUUGCCAUACGGGACGGAAAUCUCUACACCGGCCCAGUGUCGUCUUGUGUCAACCAAAUGUUGUUCUCCCUCGACCGAAGAAUUGGGCGCAGUGGGUGGGACAUGUUUAAAUGUAUUUCCGUUGAUCCCCAUGGGCUUCUUUGGGCAGUUACGCACUCAGGAACAGUCUACAAGGGCCCACCCCCAAAAGAUGAAAGUAUCAGAUGGAUUGGUGUCCAGGGAACGUGUGUAGGGGAGGGUAACUACAAAGAUACCGACUCUGUCUUCUCCGACCCACAAGGGGCUUUAUAUGCAAUAACAAGCGAUGGUCGGAUUCAGAUGUGGGUCAGACCAGCAGAGACAGACAGUGAUUGGUUGGACUUGGGAACCGCACUCAGCCAAAGAGACGGCAGAGAUUCCCCCCAUGUGAUCUCUUUCUGCCCUGAGGGAAACCUCUGGUGGGUCAGUAAGGCUGAUGGCAAACUGUAUAAAGGGCCCCAGCCAACUCAGGGGAACCCGGGGUAUUGGGAGAAGGCCACGUUCUUGGGCCCCGACUAUCAUCGUUACAGGCUAUUUGGCUUCAUCGGAGCAACGUUCAUUCAGAAGAUCCAGGACUUUGAGUUCCUCCCUGAACUGGGGAAAACUGAAGUAGAAAAAAGUAUCAUAGUAAAUGCAAAGAUCUAUAAUAACAGCGACGGAAACGAGACGUUGAGCGACACGUUCAGCUUCAAGGAAACCAUAAAGGAAGUGAGCAGAUGUAUUCAUGAUCACAACAUUGUGUUUGUGGGGGAGGCAGAAACCACUUUCACCGGGGGGAUUCCUGUUAUUGGCAUGGAAAGGGCUUCCAGGAUUUCCCUCGAUAAUAACGUCACUCACCGGUGGGAUUUCACCAACACCAAUGAGCGAGAGAUUACUUUGUCGCUACAAGAACCUGUCGUGGUUGGAAGUGGGAAGACUGUACGUAUGGAUGCGUCGGUCCAGAAAGCCAAAAUAAGUGCUCCCUACAAGGUCCGGCUACUGACUACCCAAGGCCGCACUGUAACCAUUGGGGGCAGCUGGGAAGGGACCACCUUCUAUGGUCUGAGCGCGACACCAAGAGAAAUCCAAGGAGAGAAGGCCCAAGGAGACCUGAAGUUGUCACUAGAAGACGUUUACAAAGAGUAGAGCUUACUCGGAGGUACCAGGAGACUGCUGGGAAAGUGACCGCUUCAGUAAUGAGAAACUCAAGCCAGGUCUCCAGUAGAAAUGCGUAGAGGUCAAUAACGAGAGUUUCCCAAACAGAAGGACAUUUACAUGCAGGUACAUCAUCUAUCCCAUAGUGUCUCAGUGUCUCCGCCAUUUUGUACGUCUGUCAACUGUGAAACCGGGGACUAUUUUGGACUUGAGUUGGUUGAGGCGCCUGAGAGAGAGACGGAGGCCCUAGGGGGAGGCUUCAGCCACCGCUGUAAGAAUCUGCUUAUGAAGUAUCUACACCUGAGCCACAGCUGAUCCAAAUGCAAAAAUGUUCUUUUUUUUCCCAGCGGGCAUGUUGUGGGCUGGGGGUUGGACUUCACUUCCCAGCAGCCAUGUUGUGGGCUGGGGGUUAGACUUCACUUCCCAGCGGGCAUGUUGUGGUCUGGGGGUUGGACUUCACUUCCCAGCAGGCAUGUUGUGGGCUGGGGGUUGGACUUCACAUCCCAGUGGGCAUGUUGUGGGCUGGGGGUUGGACUUCACAUCCCAGCAGGCAUGUUGUGGGCUGGGGGUUGGACUUCACUUCCCAGCAGCCAUGUUGUGGGCUGGGGGUUGGACUUCACUUCCCAGCAGGCAUGUUGUGGGCUGGGGGUUGGACUUCACUUCCCAGCAGCCAUGUUGUGGGCUGGGGGUUGGACUUCACUUCCCAGUGGGCAUGUUGUGGGCUGGGGGUUGGUCUUCCUGGGCAGUAGAUCUGCAGAGGCUAAAAGUCUCUUCCAACUGAGGAGAAACCUUCAUUUUUGAGGACAAAAAUACAUUUUGUGGCUUUUUUGUAGAAGGACUUGGUUUUAUAUUAACUUAUUGGAGAUUUUGUCAUCGAAACUUUUUGUAUUUUUGUAUUUUUUCUGCCCAGUCACAUAUUUAAGUUCAACUUUGCCUUUAGAUGUACAUUUCUAUAAGUCAAAACUGUUCGUAAAUCACUGAAUGGAAACAAUAAAUCGUUUAUUACAGAG
Xenopus tropicalis (tropical clawed frog) is the source of this 3969-nucleotide messenger RNA. RefSeq lists its product as uncharacterized. The coding region runs from base 365 to 2950 and encodes 861 amino acids. The record is from RefSeq and is a predicted model, not a curated record. NCBI's taxonomy places the organism in Eukaryota, Metazoa, Chordata, Amphibia, Anura, Pipidae. The transcript has 9 exons.